Messenger RNA from Bradysia coprophila, 795 nucleotides. It is a transcript of the gene SsRbeta, whose product is annotated as signal sequence receptor beta. Lineage: Eukaryota; Metazoa; Arthropoda; Insecta; Diptera; Sciaridae. Gene Ontology annotation, cellular component: endoplasmic reticulum; membrane. The record is from RefSeq and is a predicted model, not a curated record.
AAAUCACUUUUCGGUCAAUUCUACUCAUAUCAAGCACGUAAGUUUUUGUUCAACGUGUCAUCUGUUUGAAUAGAAAAGUCUGAAACAUAAAUUAGAAACGCAGACAUUCGCUGUUAAUUGGGUCUAGUUUAAACUGUUUAAAUCUAAACUUGCAUAUUUCGUAGGAUAAAAUGCAUAAAUCUUUAAGUAUACUUUGCCUGUUCGGUUUAAUUGUUGCGUCUGGCUAUGCUGCUGAAGAUGAAACCAGUGCCGCGAGACUCCUAGUCAACAAACAAAUUCUGAAUAAAUACUUGGUCGAAGGAAAUGAUGUACUCGUUAAAUACACGCUAUACAAUGUGGGAAGUGGAGCCGCUGUGAAUGUCCAAUUAGUCGACAACAGUUUCCAUCCAAAUGGUUUCGAUUUGGUCGGCGGUCAAUACAGCGCUUCAAUAGAUCGAAUUGCCCCACAAACCAAUGUCACCCAUGUCGUUGUUGUUCGACCAAAGGCCUCAGGCUAUUUCAAUUUUACCGCUGCCGAAGUUAGCUACAAAGCAGUUGAAGACUCCGAAAUUCUGCAACUUGCUUUCUCAUCGGCUCCUGGUGAAGGUGGAAUUGUUGGCCAAGCAGAUUUCAAUCGUCUUUUCUCGUCCCAUUUAUUCGACUGGAUCGCAUUUGCUAUCAUGUCCAUUCCACCACUAGUUAUCCCAUUCUGCUUGUGGCACACAUCGAAAACAAAGUACGAGAAGCUCACAAAGUCCAAGAAAGGGCAUUAAGAACGGUGGAAGUUCGCGCUGUUAAAUAUGAUAGUCGUUAGUG